Fusarium vanettenii 77-13-4 is the source of this 2124-nucleotide messenger RNA. RefSeq lists its product as uncharacterized. The record is from RefSeq and is a predicted model, not a curated record. NCBI's taxonomy places the organism in Eukaryota, Fungi, Ascomycota, Sordariomycetes, Hypocreales, Nectriaceae. Gene Ontology annotation, cellular component: cytoplasm; intracellular anatomical structure. Gene Ontology annotation, biological process: pentose-phosphate shunt, non-oxidative branch; pentose-phosphate shunt; carbohydrate metabolic process. Gene Ontology annotation, molecular function: transaldolase activity. The transcript has 6 exons. The coding region runs from base 83 to 1054 and encodes 323 amino acids.
CUUUUUUUCUCUCUCCUCUUCAUCCUCUUCUCGUCCUUUGUGUGUUCAAUCUUGAAUCAAUCACAAAACAACAACAGCAAUCAUGUCUACCUCUCUCGAUCAGCUCAAGGCCAGCGGCACUACCGUUGUGUCCGACUCUGGUGACUUUGCCUCCAUUGGCAAGUACAAGCCUCAGGAUGCUACCACCAACCCCUCCCUGAUCCUCGCUGCCUCUAAGAAGGCCGAGUACGCCAAGCUGAUCGAUGUCGCCAUCGACUACGCUAAGCAGAAGGGUGGCUCUGCCGACCAGCAGGUUGACGAUGCCCUCGACCGCCUCCUCGUCGAGUUCGGCAAGGAGAUUCUCAAGAUCAUUCCCGGCAAGGUCUCCACUGAGGUCGAUGCCCGUUACUCUUUCGAUACCCAGGCCUCCGUCAACAAGGCCCUUCACCUUAUUGAGCUCUACGGUGAGCAGGGCAUCUCCAAGGACCGUGUCCUGAUCAAGAUUGCCGCUACCUGGGAGGGUAUCAAGGCCGCCGAGAUUCUUCAGCGCGACCACGGCAUCAACUGCAACCUUACCCUCAUGUUCUCGCUCGUCCAGGCCAUUGGUGCUGCCGAGGCCGGCGCCUACCUCAUCUCUCCCUUCGUCGGUCGCAUCCUUGACUGGUUCAAGGCUCACACUAAGAAGGAUUACGCUAAGGAGGAGGACCCUGGUGUCGCCUCUGUCAAGGCCAUCUUCAACUACUACAAGAAGUUCGGCUACAACACCAUUGUCAUGGGUGCCUCUUUCCGAAACACUGGCGAGAUCACCGAGCUUGCUGGCUGUGACUACCUGACCAUCUCCCCCAACCUGCUCGAGGAUCUCCUCAACUCCGAGGAGGCCGUCCCCAAGAAGCUCAACGCCGAGGAGGCCACUGCUCUGGACAUCGAGAAGAAGACCUACAUCAACGAUGAGCCCCUCUUCCGCUUCGACUUCAACGAGGACCAGAUGGCCGUCGAGAAGCUCCGUGAGGGUAUCAGCAAGUUCGCUGCUGACGCCGUUACCCUCAAGGAUAUCCUCAAGGAGAAGCUCGCCUAAGCUAGCUACCACGCAUAAUGAGUACAAAGAAAUUGAAGGAAGAAAAAAGUUAAUAGGGCAAGGUUGCUUUGGGAGGUAUCGUGGAAUUGAGGCUGGCUGCGCGCAAUUGGCUUGAAUUGGUUCGCGAUAUUCAACUGUAAGCUAUCGUUGAUGAUACCACGAACAUAUCACUCUACCCGUCCAUUCAUGUGGAUUUGGAGACAGGCCGCGGCUCGGGAGGAUCAUUAAGAGGAGGUCGACAGGCACAGAUAGGAUUUGCAUAGGAAAUCAAGACGACAUGUCAGGCCCAUGAGCAAUGAACCCCUUGGUGAGAUGAUUAACUUGGGACCCAAGUUGGGAUUUAACUACAGUACAACAAACUCCAUGUUUAGAUGCUUUGGUAUAAACACCGCCGUUCUUGAUCCGACCGACAAGACCCGUGAACGCCACCCACCCAUCGAAAGACACGAUUGGCCUACCAAACCCAACACCCAUGUCCCAUCUUGAUGCUGCCCAGAGAGUGGUCAUGAUGACACCGAUAAAUAUCAUGAAAUCACAGGUGCCCGACUAGAACCAGCCCUUCUUGCACUCAACUUGGAAGGUCAGAGGCUUCCAGCCGCCAUCCUCGGUGCCCUGGAUAACGAGAGCUGUAAGAGCAUUACCCUUGACGCAACCCGAGUCGAGGCCGAAGGUGUAUGUGUCUUCUUUAUAACCCAUCUUGGCGUCAUGACCGUAGAUGAUAGAACGACGCUCAAUAGCAGGGAGCUUCUUCUGUUCGCUGUUCCACAGUUCGGACCAUUGCUCGCCCCCACGGUCGUUGACGGGGAUCCAUACAUCGCGGUCGCUGCUAAGAAGCUCCUGUGCGGGAUCGCUGGCCGGUGCUGCGGCAGCAGCAUCGGGCUGGGCGCGGGGGACGAGGACGGCGGCCUCUUGGCCCUCUUCAUCGGAGGAGGAUUCGUCCCGCUUGGGCAAUUUUUCGGCAAGCUUCUUCAGUUCCUCUUCCUUUUGCUUCUCCAACUCCUGCUGCUUCUCGAGCUCCUGCUUUUUCUUCUUCUCUUCCUGUUUGCGCUUCUUUUCAAUCUCCUUAAUAC